Molecule: messenger RNA, 623 nt
Organism: Myotis brandtii (Brandt's bat)
Lineage: Eukaryota; Metazoa; Chordata; Mammalia; Chiroptera; Vespertilionidae
Gene: BBLN
Product: chromosome unknown open reading frame, human C9orf16
Exons: 2
Coding region: 50-319 (89 amino acids)
Source: RefSeq, a predicted model, not a curated record
GGUCGCGGCGUUUCAGCGUCUCGUGGCCUCUGCGGCGCCCGAGCCCGCGAUGUCGGGCCCCAAUAUGGGAAUGCCGGUGGUACCGAGCACGGAAGACGAGGAUGACAGCUUCGGGGAAGCAGAAUACGCUGCCAUCAACUCCAUGUUGGACCAGAUCAACUCCUGCCUGGACCACCUGGAAGAGCAGAACGACCACCUCCACGCCCGCCUCCAGGAGCUGCUGGAGUCCAACCGGCAGACGCGCCUGGAGUUCCAGCAGCAGCUGGGGGAGGACCCCGACGACGAUGACUACGACUACGACUACGACGCCAGCACUUAGGCUCCAGGAGCCUCCAGGCAGCCCUCACCCUGCCUCCAGGGCCAGGCUCCAGCCUGGGCACUCACCACCUGAUUAGAUGCCUUCUCAAGGGCUGGCCUACAGGUCCCCUGGCGGCUCUGCCUGCCUGAGCCGCUCUUCACAUUCUCCCCUCGGCGUGGAUGGGCCACCUCCCACCACCCAGCCUUCCCUCCUGGCGUCAGGUGUGGGCCUGCAACCCUCCCACCUUGCCUGCCUGUCCCACUCCUGGGCUCUCUCCGCUCUGCCCAGGCCUUGAAUGUCCACAUUAAACGUGUCUGCAGUCGCA